CUGCCCGAAUGUGUCGGGAUAUCAAAACAAUUUCCACAUCAUACCCUUGAUCUACGAAUCUCAAAUGUCCUGCGAUGGUAUCAUACAUAUCAUAUAUCAUACAAUGACCCAACCCGUUACGGCCUGAGAGAAGUAUGAUAGCAGCAGCCUCAAAGGCAAUUAAUAAUGUUGUGAUACAGGUGCCAUCGGAUGUGAUGCCAAGCCGCUCUACAAAACUUUGAGGCUGAAAAAAUGAAACCCGCAACCCUAUCACAGACGAAAACAGUCCCUCAUCAUCCCCCGCAUGGACCCCCAGAAUUAAGGAUUCCACCGACGAAUAUCCGACAUCACCAAUUUUCUCCAAGUUUCAAAGCACGAAACUAGGCAACAUGGAUAUCAGGGCUCUCCAACCAUCGGAUAUUCCCCAUGUACAAUUAGCGAACAUCACGAAUCUUCCGGAAAACUACUUUUGCAAGUACUACCUCUACCACGCCUUGUCCUGGCCACAACUCUCCUACGUUGCUGUCGAUCUCUCCCGCUCCUCCGGCGAGCCCGGCGAGCCUCCAAAGAUUGUCGGAUAUGUUCUCGCGAAGAUGGAGGAGGAACCCGCGGACGGAGUUCAACACGGCCACAUUACUUCCCUUAGUGUGAUGAGGACACAUCGCCGACUAGGUCUUGCGGAAAAAUUGAUGCGCCAGAGCCGUAUGCGCAAUACCACACCAUAUGCCCGUUACCCAGUCAGCUGAUUUUGCUCUAUGGUGAACAGAAAAGGCCAUGGUUGAAGCAUUCGGUGCAAAAUACGUUUCCCUCCACGUUCGUGUCUCAAACAAGGCUGCUCUACACCUCUACCGCGACACAUUACAAUUCAAAGUCAACAAGGUGGAGGGCAGAUAUUACGCCGAUGGGGAAAACGCAUAUUCCAUGAGGAAGGAUUUGACCUUUUUGGAAGAAGCCGAGAGCGAGAGUGAGCACGAUGUCGGGGAGAAGGCUGAGGAUGUGGACAUUGACGGAGACGUCCCUAAAGGCGAGAAAAAGAAAAGGAAGAGUGGGAUGAAGAAGUUCAAGCUAGGGAGGGCUCUCGGAGUUGCGGAUUUACAGGAGGUUGACGGGAGGGCUGCAUAAUUGCUCGGGUAGUCAUGGCUCAAAAUUUCUCUUUCUCUUUUGCAAUUGGCGAUGGUAAUGGUGUUUUUCGGUAUUAAAAGGGACUGUUUCCUUUUCUCUCGAAGGUCGAGUACAUCUAAAUAAAGUGAACUGCUGCCAUGGCCAUAGGAAACGGAAUUUUAAACAAGGUGAUGGAUUCUCUCUCAGGCGAAGCAGGCAGACGAUAUUAGUUAAGUGAGCUCUACGAUGUGAUAGCUGUUGCCAGCUCCUCCAUGGAAAUACCGGUCUUGGGGGGGGUUGGUGCUGCACACUGCUCUCUUUCCGGAAAAUGGGUUCAGCUCCAUGAAAGUUAAGGUCCCUAUCCUCCAACCUCCGUUUCGAGUGCCCAAUUCCCGUUAGC
This is a messenger RNA of Tuber aestivum (summer truffle), 1480 nucleotides long. The record is from the annotation of a GenBank genome assembly. NCBI's taxonomy places the organism in Eukaryota, Fungi, Ascomycota, Pezizomycetes, Pezizales, Tuberaceae.